AGUUCUUACAAACAUGGCGUCCAAGUGUAGCCUCUCUACAUUAUUUCCUAUCCAGAGUCAGCUUGAUUGUGCUCUAGAUGACGCUACUACACAACAAGAAAAAGAACAUCUUGUCUACCAAUAUUUGAAAAAAUUAGACGAGAGAGAGGACCUGAGGAUUCCUGAUUUUCACACAGGCUUAGAGUGGCUGAACACAGAGGGGCCUCUGUUUUUAAACAAGGAGCUGGCUGGAAAAGUGGUGCUGCUGGACUUCUUCACUUACUGCUGCAUCAACUGCAUUCACAUCCUGCCUGACCUGCACCAGCUAGAGAAGAAAUACUCAAUUAAAGAUGGAUUAGUUAUUGUUGGUGUGCACUCUGCCAAAUUCCCCAAUGAAAAAGUCCUGGACAACAUCCGCAGCGCUGUGCUUCGCUACAACAUCUGCCACCCAGUGGUAAACGACAGCGAGGCCUCUCUCUGGCAUGAGCUGGAGGUUUCCUGCUGGCCCACACUGGUCCUGCUUGGGCCACAUGGCAAUUUGCUCUUCUCCCUGGUGGGUGAAGGCCACCAUGACAAGCUAAACCUCUUUACUGAGUGCGCCCUCUAUCAUUAUGGAGAACAGAGCUUGCUGAAGUCUCAUGCAGUGGGGAUAAAGCUGUACAAGGACUCCUUGCCACCCAGCAUUCUUUCCUUCCCUGGGAAGGUGGCUGUAGACAACAGCACCCAAAGGCUGGCAAUAGCAGACACGGGGCAUCACAGAAUUCUGGUGGUGGCGUCCAAUGGAAACUUGCUGCAUACCAUAGGAGGACCUGAAAGAGGCAGACAAGAUGGCAACUUGUCCGAAGCUUCGUUUAACUCCCCUCAGGGUGUUGCCAUCAGAGGGGACUGUGUAUAUGUGGCCGACACUGAAAACCACCUGAUUCGGAAGAUUGACCUGCUCCAGGGAAAAGUCAGCACUCUAGCUGGAGUAGGCGCUCAAGGUACAGACAAAGAGGGUGGGGCUAUGGGGCCACAGCAGUCAAUCAGCUCUCCUUGGGAUGUGGCCCUUGGCACUGCUGGCGGUGUUGAAGACAACGUGCUGUGGAUAGCCAUGGCAGGGACCCACCAGAUCUGGGCUUUAUUCCUAGCAGAUGGAAAACUGCCCAAAGGAAGUGACUCCAAGGCAGGGAUCUGUGUACGAUGGGCAGGAAGUGGCAGCGAAGAAAACCGAAACAACGCCUAUCCUCACAAAGCAGGUUUUGCUCAGCCUUCGGGGUUGGCUUUAGCACCAGAGGAGCCCUGGAGUUGCCUGUACGUGGCCGAUAGUGAAAGCAGUACUAUUCGCACGCUGGCACUGAAGGACGGAGCUGUCAAGCUGCUAGUUGGAGGAGAGAGGGACCCACUGAACCUUUUUGCUUUUGGGGAUGUGGAUGGGAAAGGGGUGGAUGCCAAACUUCAACAUCCUCUUGGUGCUGCCUGGGCUCCCCAGCAAAGCCUCCUCUAUGUAGCUGACUCCUACAACCACAAGAUCAAGGUGGUGGAUCCAAAGACAAAGCAGUGUAGCACAUUAGCAGGGACAGGAGAGGCUGGAGAUACUUUGGGUCCAGAAUUUAACAAGUCAUGCUUCAGUGAACCCGGGGGAAUCUGUGCUGGCGAUGGUGGGAAGCUUCUUUAUGUGGCCGAUACCAACAACCACCAGAUCAAAGUGCUGGACCUGGCCUCCAAAACUGUCUCAUUGUUGCCCAUCUCCUCUGAGUGCCCAGACUCGGGACCUUCGAAGACUUUGGGUACUACCAAAGUUCCCACAAUGCCUAAAUCAGCUGCCAGGAAAGAAAUGCCACCAAUAGAAGUGUGUGCAGGCCAGACAGUCAGCCUUUCUGUCAGAAUAUCACUUCCAGAAGGAGCCAAACUCACUGAAGAGGCACCCAGCUGCUGGGCUCUCUCAGCUGAGGGUAACAAGUGGCUGCUGGACGGUCAGAUAAUUACUGGCGACAUUAUAGAUUUAGCGGAGCCGCUUCACAUCUCAACCAAACUUCCAGCUGCUAUAAAGGAAAUAAAAAACAAUCCCAGUCUCACAUUGGGGGUAUGGGUGUACUACUGUAUGGAGGCAGGUAAAGCCUGCAUGAUGAAAGCUGCCUCUUUUACCCAGCCUCUGCAAAUAAACGGCAGUCCUGGAGAGGAAGAGGUCACUGUGGCAUUGACCCACGCCUUCUAAAACCAGCUUAAUGUCUCAGUUAAAACAGCCUUAGUAUCCAGACUUUCCUAAGUGUAGCUUCCAGUCUCAUGUUUUAUUGUCAGCUCUAAACAAAGGAUGAAGAUGGUUUGCAUCUUCAUCCUUCCCCAUUAAACAUAGCAUAUCAGCAAUAACAUGUCAACUGUAUGGCAGUCAUUGAAAGUGUUUGCUUUGCUCAAGUGUUAUGGAUAUGAAUGCAAAUAUAAGUGCAUCAUGAAGGUUAAGCAGGUGCCUCAAAUUAUGUUUGUAUGAUUGUAAAUUUGUGUACUGACUGUAAGAUGCUUUCAACAUUAGUGAUAAUGGAGCUUUUUGUACAUGCAGUUCCUCAGAAAUAAUUGUCACAAGACUAAAUUAAUAAGAUAUUCUGUGGAUUUAAGGGGAAAGCUAAAUAAUUAGGAUCGUUAUAAUUAGUUGGUGAUGGUGAUAGAUUUGUCCACCAUUUAAUUAUGCAGAGGAAAACAAUGUAAAGUAC
Molecule: messenger RNA, 2663 nt
Organism: Melanotaenia boesemani (Boeseman's rainbowfish)
Lineage: Eukaryota; Metazoa; Chordata; Actinopteri; Atheriniformes; Melanotaeniidae
Gene: nhlrc2
Product: NHL repeat containing 2
Exons: 12
Coding region: 14-2173 (719 amino acids)
Molecular function (GO): protein binding
Source: RefSeq, a predicted model, not a curated record